AUGUGGAGGGACACCGACAGCCCAGAGAUGAGGCUGGGAGGGCUGCAGAAAGGAGCAGCCUCGCUGCCAGACCCGCGGGCCUUAAAGUGCCUCGCGGACCGGUCUAACUCAGUGCGCCUGCGCAGAGGGCCGGGAGCGCGGGAGAGGCUACAGGCGACCGCCAUAGAACUACAAGUCCCGGUGUGCAUUGCGGCGGCGGCCCUUGACCGGAAGGUUGGGGCUCUCGGCCCCACCCCGGAAGAUAAGGCGGCUCUCAAGGCCCGUGUCUCCUCUUUCGGCCGCGCUUCGCAGCAGGUAGGACAUGUUGGUGCCAUCCGGCGCCAUCCGACGCCCCCUCGUUGUCCUAGGCUCCGCUAG
This is a messenger RNA of Rangifer tarandus platyrhynchus (Svalbard reindeer), 357 nucleotides long. Lineage: Eukaryota; Metazoa; Chordata; Mammalia; Artiodactyla; Cervidae. The record is from the annotation of a GenBank genome assembly.